AUGUAUAUAAAGUCAAUUGUUUUGGACGGAUUUAAAUCGUAUGGAAAUAGAGUUGAGGUGACCGGUUUUGACCCAGAAUUUAAUGCUAUCACUGGCUUGAACGGUACUGGGAAGUCUAAUAUUCUAGAUUCUAUAUGCUUUGUACUAGGCAUCACAAACCUAUCUAAUGUGAGGGCAGGUAGCCUACAGGAGCUCAUUUACAAGCAUGGCCAGGCAGGCAUUACCAAGGCCACAGUCAGCAUCACCUUUGACAACCGUGAUAAACGCCAGUGUCCCAUUGGCUAUGAGAAUCAUGAUGAGAUCACUGUUACAAGACAGGUUGUUAUGGGUGGGAAAAACAAAUAUCUUAUAAAUGGGAUCAAUGUGCAGAAUAAGAGGGUCAGUGAUUUGUUUUGUUCAGUACAACUCAAUGUGAAUAAUCCACACUUCCUUAUAAUGCAGGGACGGAUCACAAAAGUGUUAAAUAUGAAGCCCCCUGAAAUUCUUUCCAUGGUGGAGGAAGCAGCUGGUACUAGGAUGUAUGAGGCAAAGAAGCAAGCAGCGCAGAAAACUAUAGAAAAAAAAGAUGCCAAACUACGAGAAUUAAAUGAUAUUAUUAAAGAAGAUAUUGCACCCAAGCUACAGAAAUUGCAAGAUGAAAGGUCACAAUUUCAGGAAUACCAGAAAGUAGUGAGAGAGUUGGAGAACCUCACUAGACUUUAUGUGGCUUGGAAAUAUGUGACAGCAGAGAAAAGUGCAAAAGAAGCAGAAGCUAAAGUGACUCAAGUGCAAGAUGAAAUCAAGGACAAGAAAGAGAAUAUUAAGAAAAAUGAGAAAGAGGCAAAAGAUUUAGACAAACAAGUUGCUGAAUUAAACAAAAGGCUGGAUGAGGAGAGCGGGUCCGCGCUGCAGCGGCUGGAGGCGGAGAGCGCGGACGUGGAGCGCAGCGAGGCGGCGCUGGCGAGCGCGGCGCGCGCCGCCGCCGACGCGCUGGCCGCCAGCGAGGCGCGCGCGCGCCUGCUGCAGCGCGCGCUCGCGGACGACCGCGUAGCGCUGGACGCCAAGUCGCGCGAGCUGCAGCAAGUGUCAUCAACAUUUGAGAGCUUAAAAUCAGCCAGUGAGACAAGUGAAGCGGCUUUAGCAGAGGCACAACAGAAGUUCCUCGCCGUCAGUACAGGGUUAGAGGGAGCUUCGGAAUCAUUGCAAGAUCAACUCAUGGCUGCUAAGCAAGAAGCCUCAGAAGCAUCAACACGUAUUUCACAGAGCACGAUGGAGAAAAAACAUGCAGAGGAUAGGCUGAAGACGUUGGAGCGGGAGUUCAAAUCAAGCAGUUCACAGUACCAGCGUGAUCAGGAUAGCAUUGCCAAACACCAAGCACAAGUUGAUCAGCUCCAGACGGAACUAUCGCGGAUGAACUUCAAUGAAGAACGAAGGUCGCAGCUCAAGGAGUCGGUGCGCUCGCUGCAGUCGAGCGUGCGAGCCAAGCGCGACGCAGCUGACACCCUGGCGGCGCGCCUGCAGCGCUGCGACUUCCGCUACCAGCCGCCGCAGCCCAACUUCGACCACAGCCGCGUGGCCGGUACUGUUUGCAGAUUGAUAGACGUCUGUGAUUCAAAAUAUUGCACUGCUCUGGAGACAGCUGCAGGUGGUCGGUUGUACAACGUGGUGGUGGACACGGAGGUGACAAGCAAGCUGUUGCUGCAGCGCGGGCAACUGCAGACUCGUACCACCAUCAUCCCGCUUAACAAAAUCACUGGACACGUUAUUGACCGCGAGACCUUGCGUGUGGCACAAGAAAUUGGCGGCGGUCCGGAGAAUGUGCAGCUGGCUCUAGACCUGGUGUCAUACGAUCAGCGGCUGCGGCCCGCCAUGGCAUGGGUGUUCGGCGGCACGCUGGUGUGCCGCGACCUGGACACGGCGCGCCGCGUCACGUUCCACCCGCGCGUGCGGCGCCGCACCGUCACGCUCGACGGCGACGUGUUCGACCCGGCCGGCACGCUGUCCGGCGGAGCGCGCGCCAAGGGUGGUUCGGUGCUGAUGCAGUUGCAAGAGCUGAAGCAGCUGGAGGUGGAGCUGCGCGAGGCAGAACAACAGCUGUCCGCGUGUACCGCCGAGUUGAACUCGCUCCAGCAGCUUGCAGAUAAGCAUGCUACGCUGCAACAUAAGCUGGAGGUGUCGCGGCACGAGCUGCGCGUGCUGCGCGCGCGCCUGGCCGCCACCGCGCACGCGCACCUGCACGCCGAGAUAAGCGCACUCAAGGACAAGGUAGAACAAUUGAGUGCGGCUGUAGAGCGAGAUAAAGUAACACAAAACGAGACAGCGGCCAGGGCGAAGGAGUUGGAAGCAAAAGUGAAAGAUAUCAAAGGGCAUCGGGAGAGAGAGUUCAAAAAAGCAGAGGAGGCGUUGAAAAAGGCCAAAAAAGAUGCAGAGAAUCACAGUAGUUCGUGGAAGAAACGGGAACAAGAGUUCGAAACCUUGAAGCUGGAGGUCCGCGAGCUGGAGCAAGCUGUGGCAACGAGUACGCAACAAUUGAACGAAACAAAUGAGGCCUCCAAAGAUUUGCAAGAAAAUCUUGCUGCGGCGAAGAAAGAACAUGCUAAUGCCUUGGAAGAAGUUAAAGAGAUACAAGCAAAAAUUAAGCGGAAAAAAGCAGAGAUAGCAAGUCGUAAUGGCGACAUUGCUAAGCUAUCACAUAAGAAGGAAAAAUUGCAUAAAAAUAAUAACGAGCUGGAGUUAAAAAUAAAAGAGUUGGACUACAAGAUUAAAGAGUUACAGACUGAAGCCACUGAGUGUGAAAAGAAGAUAAAAUCAUUGGAGACCGAGAACCCUUGGAUUCUAUCGGAGCGGCAGUAUUUCGGUGCUGCCGGUGGGAUGUACGACUUCGCGGCGAGGCAAGCCGGUGUAGCCGGGCAGCGGCUGCAGCAGCUGCAGGAGCGGCGCGACAAGCUGGCGCGCGGCCUCAACGCGCGCGCCCACACGCUGCUGGGCAAGGAGGAGGAGCAGUAUCAAGAUGUGAUGAGGAAAAAGAAGAUCGUGGAAGCAGACCGGGCUAAGCUAGUACAAGUUAUGGCUGAAUUAGACGAGAAGAAAAAACGUACCCUUGUCGGCGCUUGCGAACAGGUGAACCGUGACUUCGGGUCCAUCUUCAGCACGCUGCUGGCGGGCGCACAGGCGCGCCUCACGCCGCCGCCCGGCCUCUCCGUGCUCGACGGGCUCGAGGUGAAGGUGGGGUUCAACGGGCAGUGGAAGGAGUCGCUGGGCGAGCUGUCGGGCGGGCAGCGCUCGCUCGUGGCGCUGUCGCUGGUGCUCGCCAUGCUGCUGUUCAAGCCGGCGCCGCUCUACAUCCUGGACGAGGUGGAUGCUGCGCUGGACCUCUCGCACACGCAGAACAUCGGACACAUGCUCAAGGAGCACUUCAAGCACUCGCAGUUCAUCAUCGUGUCGCUGAAGGACGGCAUGUUCAACAACGCCAACGUGCUGUUCCGCACCAAGUUCGUGGACGGCAUGUCCACCGUGCAGCGUACCGUCAACACUCAUCGAUGA
This is a messenger RNA of Parnassius mnemosyne (clouded apollo), 3522 nucleotides long. The record is from the annotation of a GenBank genome assembly. Lineage: Eukaryota; Metazoa; Arthropoda; Insecta; Lepidoptera; Papilionidae.